Molecule: messenger RNA, 2057 nt
Organism: Stegastes partitus (bicolor damselfish)
Lineage: Eukaryota; Metazoa; Chordata; Actinopteri; Pomacentridae
Product: guanine nucleotide-binding protein G(q) subunit alpha-like
Exons: 7
Coding region: 85-1149 (354 amino acids)
Biological process (GO): adenylate cyclase-modulating G protein-coupled receptor signaling pathway
Cellular component (GO): heterotrimeric G-protein complex; cytoplasm
Molecular function (GO): GTPase activator activity; guanyl nucleotide binding; GTPase activity
Source: RefSeq, a predicted model, not a curated record
AAAUCAAAACCCAUUCAUUUCACUAAUCUCCGUCAGCAGUGUAGAGAAGUUGAAACGAGCAGCAGCUGGUGAAGUUGGACAGCCAUGGACGAGUGCUGCGUGUCUGCGGACGAGGCGGAGAGACUGAGGAUCCACCGGGAGAUAGAGAGACAACUUCGCCGCGACAAGAGAGAGUCUCACCGGGAGCUGAAGCUGCUGCUGUUAGGGACCGGUGAGAGUGGGAAGAGCACUUUCAUCAAACAGAUGAGGAUCAUCCACGGCAGCGGAUACAGUGAAUCUGACAAGAAAAGUUUCACGCGCCUGGUGCUUCAGAACAUCGUCACAGCCAUCCAGGCGCUGAUCCAUGCCAUGAUGACUCUACGGAUCGACUACAUGGAUAACCACAACAUUAGCCAUGCAGCGAAGCUGAGCCAAGUAGAUGCAACACUAGUGUCCACUUUAGAGUCCUGGCAGGUGGACGCCAUUAAGAGAGUGUGGAGUGACCACGGAGUUCAGAAGUGCUACGACCGCAGGAGGGAGUUCCAGUUGUCAGAUUCUGCCAAAUACUACCUGAGCGACUUGGACCGAAUCACAGCUAUAGGAUACAUCCCCACCCUGCAGGACAUCUUGAGGGUCAGGGUCCCCACCACGGGCAUCAUAGAGUACCCCUUUGACCUUUCAAAAGUGGUCUUCAGGAUGGUGGAUGUUGGUGGCCAGCGUUCAGAGAGGAAGAAAUGGAUCCACUGUUUUGAGAACGUCACCUCGAUCAUUUUCCUUGCAGCCCUCAGCGAGUACGACCAGGUCCUUUACGAGAGCGAGAAUGAUAAUCGGCUGAAGGAGAGCCUUGCCUUGUUCAAGACCAUCCUGUCCUACUCGUGGUUUCAAGAGUCCUCCACCAUCCUCUUUCUGAACAAAACAGACCUGCUACAAGAGAAAAUCACACAGUCACAUCUGGCUGACUACUUCCCAGAGUAUACCGGGCCUCAACGUGACGCUGAAUCAGCAAAGAAGUUCAUCUUGAAAAUGUACGUGCAGCGGCACAGCGGGCGUCAUAAACCUCUUUACACACACUACACCUGCGCCACGGACACGGAGAACAUCCGGGUCGUCUUCAGAGCAGUCAGAGAUACGCUCUUCAGAGAUAACCUGGAAAAGUUCAACCUUGAAUAACAGAGGUUGUCGGACAAAGUGGUGAUUUCACCAUCAGGAACAAGAAAACUGGUCACAAUCACGUGUUGUAACACUUUGAUGGACUUUUUAUCUGUUAUGUGCCGUCAGUUGCAGCUUGUCCAAACACAUUAAAGAGAGUCAAUCAGACAGCAGAGUCAGGUAAGGUGCUUUUAUCGUGUUACUGUACCUGACAGUAAGUGCCAUUUUUUUAGUUACAACAUCACAGUUUAUCAUAAAUUGUAAAUUAGCAUAUUUUCUAUUGCUACAUGAGGGAAGCAGACAGCUGCAAUGUCAGUUAAUUGUAGGGCUGAGCUAUUACAUGCACAUCCCGUAUCACAUUACUGUUUGACAGAGAGUCAGCAAAUGGUAUCGGACUGGUUUAACAAAGUGUUAUCGCGCAAGAAUGUAACUCAUCCUGCCUUACAGCUCAGAGAGAAGAAGGUAAAAGAAUAUCCAGCAGAGAACCACACUGUCUGACUGGCUUUAGUUUAUUUUUGCUAAUGUUUUUAUGUGUGCAAGAACCAUGUAGCCCAGGGAUACUCAACUUGAUUUGCCCAGGGGCCACUUUUGCAAAAUGACAGGAGGCCACGGGCCAGUUAAUAAACAAAUAAUAAUAUUAAUCAGAUGAAAUUAAUAGACAUCAAAAGACCCAUAGCUCAUAUUUCAUUGCAGCUAAUGGGCAUUAUUGGACAUUUAGUGUAAAAACAAAACAUUUGAGUGUGAAUCAAUGUAUUUUCAUUGUGAAUUAGAAAAUGGCCAGCCGGCACCCUGUCAUGGACCUGAUUUGGUCUGUGAGCUUUAAGUUUAGUAUCACUGAUGUAGACUAUGAAAUGAUUCUUUUUUACACUAAUCUUCACUAAAUAUAGAAAAUAAAACCACAUGUAAUUUGUGUUUUUGAACAACCUGAA